Salvelinus fontinalis (brook trout) is the source of this 2002-nucleotide messenger RNA. RefSeq lists its product as uncharacterized. The transcript is spliced from 8 exons. Lineage: Eukaryota; Metazoa; Chordata; Actinopteri; Salmoniformes; Salmonidae. The record is from RefSeq and is a predicted model, not a curated record. Bases 418 to 1638 code for a protein of 406 amino acids.
UGUGACUGUCAAGUAAGUUCAUAAUCGUAAUUACAGCAAAGGCCCCCUGGAACGCAAACUACAUUUAUAUUUUGUGACAUCCCAUAAGAACUACAAUUUAUCGCGAAACGCCGUUACCUUAGUAACCAUCUAACAAUUUUUUUAUUAGGAGCAUGGAGCUAGCCAGAUCGCUUUAAAUAAUACCGGAAAUACGAAAGGGUAGAUAGCCUUUUGACGUGCUCCGAGGGCAACACUCGUUUGACUUUUAUUACAUGGAAAUUGAUGAGAAAACAAGGACACAUAAUGACUGAUAAAAAGUUUCAAAUUGGACCACCGGAGACUAGAACGACGCUUCCUACCUACCAUUGGUAAUGUGGAUGCGCUAGCUGGCUAACGUUACAUCUUACUAAAGACAACAUUGGGUACAAGGAAAAGUUGAUGACCAAAUGCCUGAAAGAUGCAAAGAACAAACAUCAUCUCUCAGGUGCUUUGGAUGGCCGUCGUUGGCGUUUUCUAAAUGUGGGACUUGAUGACUUCAGAGAUGGGUAUCCUAGUGCUAGAACAGCGGUUCUCUCUCAGGCCCAGAGGGGCAUGUCCCCUUCCAUUUUUGGGAUGCCAAGCCCUACAUCUCUCUCUGAUAAAACACAAUGGAAGCGCUUCUCGAAAGAGCAGGCUUGCUUCUCUAAGAAGAACCCUCAGCAGCAGGCACACCGGGAGCAUGUGGCUGCAGUGGAGCACAAACUCAAACAGCAUCCUCUGGCUCUGUACCCACAUUUAGAGCAUGGCAUGCCCCCAGAGUUGUUUGAUCAGGUGAUAUGUGUCCUGGACCCGGAUAUGUAUGUGAACAGAGCUUCUGCAGUGACUUCACCAGAAAAAGAAGAGCAGGCGGACGACUGCACUGAGCCGUGGGAAACCAUCAUGCGUGAAUCGGAUUCAGAGGAGGAAGUGAGAGAGGGACCACCUGUCAGUGCAAUAAUGACUGACGAUUUAUGUGCAAAGAACCCUUACAAAGGGCUGCAAAGAAAGCAGAGCAGUGCCAAGGAAGACCAGAUAGUAAACGUCAAACGACUGCGCUCCCCAUCUCAAGACGAGGACAUCAAGAAAGUCACUAAGCUUUUCUGUGACUGGGUCGCCUCAUUGGGAGGAGAGAAGAACAACCUGACUGAAUCCACCCUACAGGGCCUGUUUGUCAGUGGGUAUGAGAAGAAGCCAUCCCUGACCUUCCCUAUCCAGGUGGUUGAGCCUAAGAACGUGCCAGAGGACCUACGUAACUCUGUGGAGGAUCUGCGCAGAGCCCACACCUGUGAAGACCCCUUAAAGGACUCAGAACCAUACAAGAGCAAACCAGGAACUAAAAGGCCCAAAUAUGGAGCAUGGUACCUGGAUACUAAAACAUGGAAGAAAAGAGAUGCUGAUGAACCAUUAAGAGACCCCAAUGUCAUCCCUGAGGACUUUGAGUUUCCUGCACAACCAAGUGAAAUGGAUGAUGAACUGAAACAGAUGCAUGGGACUCAAGCGUUCAAGCAGUUCAUCAUCAACAAAGGGCUGAGGGUGCCUAGGUUUCUGAGUACUCUCUUUGAAGAAGAGGAGGGAGACAACCGAUCAAGGCCAGAUGGAGCAGGCUCUGCUUCAACACGGAAGGGGACCGUGGUACUUUAGGCAGGUUUCAAUAGGCAAUAUGUAGGGCAGUUACACUGUAAUAUACUCAAUUUGUCAAAACAAACUGACAUAAAACAUUUGACGCUACGCUGGUACAAAGGUUCUCCUAAUUUUUCACGAGUUUUCAUACGUUUCCAAAUCACUGACUGGCUGUCAAUGCAUGUACAUCAAAGAUCAUCCUCAGUUACCUUGACUAAUGACAUCUUUCAUGAAUAACAAGAAUAUUCUGCUAGCCUGUUGUUUAUCCUCCUGUCAUCAUAUUUGGUGCCAAUCCUCUAUAUUUGGUGUCAAUUUUGCCAUGUUGAUAGUAACAUGCCAUGGACAAAUUAUAUCCAUAAUAAAAGACAAUUCACCAUAAUGAUCA